AUGCGUGCCAUUCCCGACGGCACGUGGGCCAGCCAGGUGAACACCGAUGUUGAGAGUGGCAAGUACUUUAUGGAUGAGGUCGAACACAAGGCGGUUGAGAAGCGGUAG
This is a messenger RNA of Peronospora matthiolae, 108 nucleotides long. The record is from the annotation of a GenBank genome assembly. Lineage: Eukaryota; Oomycota; Peronosporomycetes; Peronosporales; Peronosporaceae.